Molecule: messenger RNA, 789 nt
Organism: Metarhizium acridum CQMa 102
Lineage: Eukaryota; Fungi; Ascomycota; Sordariomycetes; Hypocreales; Clavicipitaceae
Source: RefSeq, a predicted model, not a curated record
AUGUCUGUUGCCCUGUGUCGAAGCUUGUUUUCGGAGUAUCCGCAUAUCAAGAUUCAGCAUGUCGAUGUCGAGUCUUGCCUUGAUCAGGGUACGAUGCACCGCAUAUCUGGAGCAGUGCUUAGUCUUUUGCGUUCAGAAAAACCGUCUGCCGACAUUCUCUGGUCAUUCGAGCCUGAGUUGAUCUUGGAGGACGAAAAAUGGUAUAUUCCUCGACUCUUGCCAGAUGAAAAGCCGAACCAGAGACUUACUUCCACCACGAUGGAUUUGCAGUCUGUGCCCUGCAUCCAAGCCGCAGAACAGACGCCAUUGACAACCAUUAAUGUGACCAAGUCACUUCUCCAUCCUGUCGCCACAGAAGGCCCAAAGAGUGUAUCCUCUUCUACGGUCUUGGCCACUGCCAAUGCAUCUUCGGUUUCUGUUUCAGAGCACUUUGUAUUUGACUUGCCGGAGGUUGUGGCCGACGGCGCUGCGGUUUUGCAGCGAGUAGCAUUUUCCGUGCUCGCUGAGAAGUUUCUCUUCAGCUGUCUAGCAGGCUGCAGCCAGGCUGGGUUUAAUGUGCAUUUCUACGACUUCCCAGAAGCAACCUCCAUCGCUUUCUUCGGCUUCGCCCAGAAUUACGCCAGCUUGGUGGAUUCCUGCCGCAAGGCUAUAACUGAGAUGGUUCGCGUCGAAGAAUUGCCAAUCGAUGUAGCUAGGGCAUUCAAGAGACCAACCUAUAAUAGAACUCUGGAUGAUGUGAAGGGAGUGGUGCAGAAUGGCAGAUACGUGGAAGGUUCACGAUAUCUUUAA